Chaetomium fimeti is the source of this 423-nucleotide messenger RNA. RefSeq lists its product as uncharacterized. Bases 132 to 386 code for a protein of 84 amino acids. The transcript has a single exon. The record is from RefSeq and is a predicted model, not a curated record. Lineage: Eukaryota; Fungi; Ascomycota; Sordariomycetes; Sordariales; Chaetomiaceae.
GAGGAGGUUGCGGGGGAGGAGGUGUAAUUGUAGAUAGAGGGUGGCAGGGCGGUGGUAAUGGGAGAUGAUGUCCAUGAUGAGUUCAUGAUGGCGGUUCGGUGUUGGGGAGUGUCCUUGGCUAGGCUGGGAGCAUGUACUAUCUGUAUAUGGCUGCGCUGUUUCUCCGCGCGGGGAGUCUUGGAGACUCGGGGGGCUAUAGGCUGGGGAACGGCUUCAAUGUUUUCAGGUUGCCGGUCGGCGCGGCAUGGUGGUUUGCGGUAUGUGUUCGUUCAAAGGCGUUAACUCAUAGAACAGAUAUCUACCUAGACAUCGACGAACAAGGUGUGGUGACGGGUUUGCCGCCUUCGAUAGGGACUAGUCGAAGCCGGACACUCAACCUGGCGUGAUUCGAGUGUCUGUACAUCCCGGCGCGCAGGCGAUGGC